AUGUUUAGAGUUUUAAGCAAAAAUUUACCAACAAUUUUAAAUAAUAGUAAUAAAUUAAACAACAUAAAAGGUACAUUAGUUUUAUGUAACAACUAUUCAACUAGCGGAUCAAACAACACCACUGUUGCUGAACCACACAUUGUUGAAAGAGUAGUUGGUGUUGCUGCUCCAAAUAAAAGAGCAACUCCACCAAAAGUACCAAAGAGACGUCCAGAUAAAAUUAGAUCAGUUUAUUAUCCAGAAUAUGAAGGUAUCCCAAGAGUUGCAGCAAAAGGUUUUUUCAGAAUUACAUCAAGAGGUUUCGACUAUUACUUUUUAGAUGUUAGAUCAGUAGAAAACUUCCAAAAAGAAUCAAUUGUUGGUGCUGUCAAUCAUCCAGUUGAAAAACUCGAAGAAUCAUGCAAAGAUUUAGAUAAAAAUACUUUAGUUGUUGUUUAUGGUGAAAAAGAAAGAGGUUGGCCACAAGCUUGUGCUGGUGCUCUUAUUCUUCAAAAAAAAGGUUUCAAAAAUGUACUUGCCCUCGAAUCAUCAAUUCCAGAAUUAGUUGAAAAAGGUUUCUUUUAUAAUUCUGAAGUUGAUUCAUAUGUUCAAUAA
This is a messenger RNA of Dictyostelium purpureum, 594 nucleotides long. RefSeq lists its product as uncharacterized. NCBI's taxonomy places the organism in Eukaryota, Evosea, Eumycetozoa, Dictyosteliales, Dictyosteliaceae. The transcript is spliced from 2 exons. The record is from RefSeq and is a predicted model, not a curated record. The coding region runs from base 1 to 594 and encodes 197 amino acids.